UUUUUUUUUUUUCCCUCCCCUUCCCUGUUUAUCCUGAAAAGGAUUUGAAGACAGCUUGAAGGAUAAAAAGCCUUGGUGCUUCCCGGGGGCCGAGCCGAGGAGAAGAGGAAGAGCCGGGGGCUUCCGUAGCCUUCGGAGAUGGACGAGCAGCCCAGGCUGAUGCAUUCCCAUGCUGGGGUCGGGAUGGCCGGACACCCCGGCCUGUCCCAGCACUUGCAGGAUGGGGCCGGAGGGACCGAGGGGGAGGGCGGGAGGAAGCAGGACAUUGGAGACAUUUUACAGCAAAUUAUGACCAUCACAGACCAGAGUUUGGAUGAGGCGCAGGCCAGAAAACAUGCUUUAAACUGCCACAGAAUGAAGCCUGCCUUAUUUAAUGUGUUGUGUGAAAUCAAAGAAAAAACAGUGUUGAGUAUCCGGGGAGCCCAGGAAGAGGAGCCCACAGACCCCCAGUUGAUGCGGCUGGACAACAUGUUGUUAGCCGAGGGGGUGGCCGGACCCGAGAAGGGUGGAGGCUCGGCGGCAGCGGCGGCCGCAGCGGCCGCGUCCGGGGGGGCAGGCUCAGACAACUCGGUGGAGCAUUCUGACUACAGAGCCAAACUCUCACAGAUCAGACAAAUCUACCACACGGAGCUGGAGAAGUAUGAGCAGGCCUGCAACGAGUUCACCACCCAUGUGAUGAACCUCCUUCGAGAGCAGAGCCGGACCAGACCCAUCUCCCCGAAGGAGAUCGAGAGGAUGGUGAGCAUCAUCCACCGCAAGUUCAGCUCCAUCCAGAUGCAGCUCAAGCAGAGCACGUGCGAGGCAGUCAUGAUCCUGCGUUCCCGGUUCCUGGAUGCACGGCGGAAGAGACGGAAUUUCAACAAGCAAGCGACAGAAAUCCUGAAUGAAUAUUUCUAUUCCCAUCUCAGCAACCCUUACCCCAGUGAGGAAGCCAAAGAGGAGUUAGCCAAGAAGUGUGGCAUCACAGUCUCCCAGGUAUCAAACUGGUUUGGAAAUAAGCGAAUCCGGUACAAGAAGAACAUAGGUAAAUUUCAAGAGGAAGCCAAUAUUUAUGCUGCCAAAACGGCUGUUACUGCCACCAAUGUGUCAGCCCAUGGAAGCCAAGCUAACUCACCCUCCACUCCCAACUCAGCGGGUUCUUCCAGUUCUUUUAACAUGUCAAACUCUGGAGAUUUGUUCAUGAGCGUGCAGUCACUCAAUGGGGAUUCUUACCAAGGGGCCCAGGUUGGAGCCAACGUGCAAUCACAGGUGGAUACCCUUCGCCAUGUUAUCAGCCAGACAGGAGGAUACAGUGACGGACUCGCAGCCAGUCAGAUGUACAGUCCGCAGGGCAUCAGUGCUAAUGGAGGUUGGCAGGAUGCUACUACCCCUUCAUCAGUGACCUCCCCUACAGAAGGCCCUGGCAGUGUUCACUCUGAUACCUCCAACUGAUCUCCCAGCAAUCGCAUCCCGGCUGACCCUGGGCCCCAGUUGGGGCAGGGGCAGGAGGGAGGGUUUCUCUCCCAACGCUGAAGCGGUCAGACUGGAGGUCGAAGCAAUCAGCAAACACAAUAAGAGUCUCCUUCUCUUCUCUUCUUUGGGAUGCUAUUUCAGCCAAUCUGGACACUUCUUUAUACUCUCUUCCCUUUUGUGUUUUGUUUUGUUUUGCUUUGUUUUUUCUGGGUAGAAGCCACCCUUCCCUGCCUUCAACUGUCAGCCUGGUUUUCAUCAUCUUCCCUGUCCCCUGCCCUCUGUGCUAGACUUCCGGGGUCCCUGUCCUCUAUUACAUCACUGAAGGAUAUUUUUAACAAUUAGGAGAAUUUAAAGAUGAAAAAAUCCACAGAGAAAAAAUAAUAAUAAUAAAAGUCUUUGUAUGUUUUCAUGCUGGUGGUUUGAGGAGCCAAAUUUACCUCACUCUGAUCCCUCAUCCCUACGUUAACAGGAAAUCCCUCUCUGUCUCUCUUGUUGUUCUCACUACCUCUUAACCAGGAAUAUGCCACAUUGCCCUACUCAUUCCAGAUCACUCUACUCCUCUUUGUUCCUCCUCCCCGGGGACAACACUUAUUGAAAUACUUUCUUCUGCUUCCUUCUGGUCCUAGGUAUUUCUUUGGGACUGCUGGGCUUGUAAAAAGUGCCACAUUUUCCAGUUUCAGCUCUACUAGGUUGCUUCCCAGGCAAGAAGUCAGGCAGCAGGGGAGGGUAGAAGGAAGAGUAGGACAGGAUUCUUCUGGCUUUCUCAUCUUCCUAACCACAGCUCUUGGUUUCAGAGGUACAAUCUUUGGAGACCAUUCAACACUUAGGUAACAGUGUUCAGAACCUACUGCAAACCAGGUUUAGCAUAGUGCUAAAUGCUACAUCAGCUAGGACUAGAAGCACCUGAUCGUGACAAGCUUUAACUAUCCCUCCAUACGCGUGCACACACAUGCACACAAACACAUUUAGACACAUGCACACUUUCACAUGCUCUCUUUCUAAACAUGUCACACACAAAUACAUACAUUAGUAAUGACAGCACUCUGCCUGACAAGCUUGAGAAAGGGAAAGGAAUGAUCUUCAGAGUGAAAGCCACCCAUAUGGAGAAGCCUGCGGCUUCUAGACCCUGUAGACAUAAACUUACCAGAAUGGCAUGCCCAUGACUUUACUGUGAUGAAGGCCAGGUCUCCAGCAUACAGUAAUCCUGUCCACCCCACCUCAGGGAACUACAGAAAGUACUUCCAAUGUCUAUCAUGGAUUUGGUUUUUUUGUUUUGUUUUUGUUUUUGUAUUUAGGCACAGUGCAUUAUCCAAAACAUCAUACUGUACCAUGUUCUUGACCUUGGUCUCUUCCUCUGGAGGAGUGUUGUAAGAACAUGGUUUAGGUGAGCUUAUAGCUAGCCUAAUUUGAAGACAUGAGGGUUGUGGGAAAGGGGCCAUAAUGUUUUCACUGAAAACAUCACGUUAAUUUGUGCUCACUGAGAUUGUGUAACAAAACUGCAUCCAAUGGAAAGCUAUUCUCAAAUUCCACCUGAGCUAACAUUCUUGAGAGCCAUUUCAGCCAGCAAUAAAGAUCACAGCUUUGCCCGGUUGAGUCAGUGGGAGGUGGAUGGAUCUCUUGGUGCAAUUUCUUCAUCUAUAAACUGAGGUUUGCUAUGCAGAACCCUCUGCACAAAAGGGUUUGUAAAAAAAAAAAAAAAGAUUUUGUUCAUUUUCAGUAGUUAAGCAGGUUCAUGGUUUGUCAGGACAAUAUUGAUUUUCUUGACUCAAAUUCUGGUUACCAUCAGUACCCAGAUAUCAUCACCAUGCUGACGGGGGGUUGGGGGAGGAGACUUGUUUUGUUUGAUUUAAUUUUGGUGUUUGGUUUCUUAAGAAAGAGAAAAACCUCAAGCUAGAAAAAGUAGUGUCUGGUCCUGUUUGUUCUUAAAUCCCAUAUGUGGCCUUGCAAAGUACCUGUCCUCUAGCACAUUUGCUCCCCUUGAGAGGCUUCCAGGAGGCGGUGCCAGACCCUAAGGGCCAAGGAUGGCUAGUCAACAAAGUCAUGAAAUUCUGCAUGGUACUUCAGUAAUGUGCAUUUGGGGGAACCAGGGAUACUACCUAAACAAUUUUUAGAAAUGUGGAUGUGGAUGAAAUGGCAAAAUGGCAAAAAUGAAAGCAUAUCUAGAUGAUCAAGGCCACUAGAAAGUCCAUCCCUACUAAAUUGUGGCAUAGUCAGAACAGGUCUAGAUCAAUCAGGUUUCUAGAAGAAAUGUCUUUGGGACAACUCUUUAGUGAUGAGAACCAGAAGAGAAGUUUUUCUCAGUGGCAGGAAUAUAUUGUAACUAUUCAUACAGGAAUAUGCUUGAGUCACCUCACUUGAUCAGGACAAAGUACAAAAAAAAAAGACAACAAUGACAAAAAACACAAGGAAAACAAAAAGAAUGGCUCCCAGAUCUAGAUUGAAUGUCACUUCACUUCAUGGGACAAAAAGAAAUCAGAGCAGUGCUACAUUUGCAGACAGUUCCCUUUCCCUUCCCAGCAGUACACCUUACACAGCACCUUCCCCUUCAAGCACCUCACUUAGGGGUCUCCUUUGUACCUACAAUCUCCUUUGCAAAGUACUCUGUCACUUCCAACAUGGCGGCAGCCAUGCGCUUUCUCUGCAUUAUGCUAGACCUGAGAAUACUGGCAGGCUAAUUGUGUGGAUGGGAAGAGCAUGUCUCUGGAAAUAACUUCCUGGAAUUCAUAUCAGGUCAACUCCAGACACCCAAGCUGUACCCCAGGAUUCCUUCAUUUUCUAAUGGAAGUGGGGGAACUCCCAUUUUCUCUGACAGCAAACUUCCCCAGAUGAAUGAUUCUAGACUUUGGGUUUGCUCACUUUGGAACUCUUCAUUACAUCUUACCCCUCAUCCCUAACUCCUUCCUCUGGAGUGAACUAGACUCUAGUACAGUACUUACGCUCACUGGCCCCUUCUUUAAAUUUUAUUUUUCCUUUUGCUGUUGUGGUUGUUUUUAAUUUGCUGGUUGCCUCUUCUCACAUCUUUCUUUUUCCUCACUUUACUUCUGCUCUUUAUUUUUCUGCCCAGAAAAACCUGACUUCGAUACCAAAAAAGAUGAAACUACAGAAAUUCAAAUUUAAAAGAAAAAACUGAAAAAAAAAACAAAAAAAUACUCGACGAUUCUUUCAGCUUUAUUAACAUUUUCCAUUGUUUUCUUGCGACUUGUGUCUUGUUCUUUGUAGUAUUGAUUGAACAUUUGAUAAUGAAUGUUCUUGUAUAUUCAGAUAAAAGAAAAAAACCAAAAAAGCGGUCUGAAUUUAAUAGUGUUUAUAAUAAAAAAAUUUUAAAAAAUGACCCUCCUUACAGCACGUAAAACAGGAUGGGGAAUUUGCCCCUUCUUUCUGUGACCAUUGCACCAUGCAUCAUUCCUGCAUUCGUUUUUAACACCAAACUACCUACAUUCAUUUCCCCCAUUUUUCUUUUAUUUUCUUGCAUUUGUGAAUUAGUUCAAGAAUGCUAGAAAAGUGUCGAGUUGUGCACAUCCAUUUCCUGUUUCACAAUGUUUAAAAGUGACGGUAAUUCAUUUUGUAAACUUAAAAAAAAAAAGGUUGGAAUAGUGAGCAUAUAGGUACAACCUAACAAGUUAUUAUGUUUAUUAACUUUGAGACCCAAGAAUAAAUUCUUUUCUUUUCUUUAUUCAUGCUCUUAAAAAAAUACAAAAAAAAAAAAAAGGUUUAGUUUUGUGUUAUUUUUGGUUUGUUUAUUUGAGUGGGGAGGGCUUUUUUAAUUGUCAGGAUUAUAAUCUUGCUGUUUUUAUUCCUUAAAUAUGUAUACAAGGUGAUGUGAAAAGAUGACAUGGUAGAGUAGGCUUUCCUUGUUCUACUUUGCUUCAGAAUUCAGUUGAUGUCAAUGAUAAUAAUAAAGCCCAUGUGGACAUCUCCCCGCUUAUCUGUGUUUCCAGAGUGACUGACACUCUUGCAGUUCCUCAGAAAUAUAAUCAGGGACUUGCUUCUACUUUUGGCUUUUCAAAAAUUCAAGUACUCAGCCCAAAGUAUCUUCUUAUACUGUAAGAAAAGGGUUUUGCCUUUGUUAAUUCUGAAUGUCAAAAUCAAGUGCUUUCUUUCUCCCCAAUUGAUAGCAUUCCAUGAGAGGCCUCUUCUGACUACACAGGAUUUUUCUUCUAGAAGAAUCCACAAGAGGUACUGGUAUGAUGAACACUACUGUAAUCAGAUGCUGUGUCCAGUCAGGCUGCUGAUUCUGAAUGAAGAGUUGGUGAAAAAUUAAGCCAGACUUGAUGCUGUAGAUUUCAUGCUCAGAAAUUAAGUUUGGUGUGCUGAAGUCCUCUGAAUUAAAUGGAUGCUUAAAGCUGGCUUGAUUUGGAAUGUUUUUAUUAGUUAAAAGAAUAAAGAAAGCAAUAUUGUCUGGGGGGGAACAAAACAAUUUUAGACACUACUCAUUGAAUAAGUUAUAUGGUCAGAAAGCUAGAAUUUCUGUCAGAAAAGUGAAGAAAGAAUGUUGAGUGGUUGUGGAAUGCUUCAGGAAGCAUUUUCCACCCCAACGCUGAGCUCUUGUUUGUAAAUUCUAACAAAAUAAUAAGGAGCUUUUCACAUCACCUUUGUGGUUUCAAUCCCUGGCUCAAAGCUUUUCAGAAACCUCUGGGGUUUUUUUUUUGUAAACCUUCUUUCCCUAUUGUUAAAAUAAAAACAUUGAAUAUCCCUCCUCACCUGCCUUUCUCUCUUACUUCUUUUCUUCCAUUUUGGCAUUUUCAUUUUGAAGUGCUUUUCUUUGGUUGUUGAUUUUAUUUCCCUCUUCCUCUCCCCUCCUUUUUUCUUGUUAUUCAGAGUAUAAACCUGCAAAGCUCUGCUCUGUUUUGGUUUUGAAAGUUUAAGCUUUUCUGCUUCUGUGAGAGCACAGGCUUCUGGCCCUUUUGAUUCCAACUGAACUUUUUGUGUUCUCUAAUGAUACUAACACGGUGUAGGUUUUACAGUCUCCUAAUUUGUACUGGUAAUGCAUAUUCCAAAUAAAUAGUUUCUUUUGUUGCAAAAA
This is a messenger RNA of Dipodomys spectabilis (banner-tailed kangaroo rat), 6475 nucleotides long. RefSeq names its product PBX homeobox 1 (gene Pbx1). Bases 139 to 1431 code for a protein of 430 amino acids. The transcript has 9 exons. Gene Ontology annotation, biological process: eye development; brain development; neuron development. Lineage: Eukaryota; Metazoa; Chordata; Mammalia; Rodentia; Heteromyidae. The record is from RefSeq and is a predicted model, not a curated record. Gene Ontology annotation, molecular function: RNA polymerase II cis-regulatory region sequence-specific DNA binding; DNA-binding transcription factor activity, RNA polymerase II-specific. Gene Ontology annotation, cellular component: nucleus.